Messenger RNA from Bursaphelenchus okinawaensis, 2258 nucleotides. The record is from the annotation of a GenBank genome assembly. NCBI's taxonomy places the organism in Eukaryota, Metazoa, Nematoda, Chromadorea, Rhabditida, Aphelenchoididae.
AUGACAGAUACGGCGUGGUGGGACACUUCAACAGCAUGUUAUCACGAGCCAAUAGUGCACGAUCAUGAACUCUACUUUCAGUUGAGUACCAUCAACAUAUAUAUUUUACUUCCAUUAGCCGUCUUAGGACUUUUCUUUAAUGCUUCGGCGUUGGUGAGUACUGUAACUUUUUUUAGAUAAGGUUUUUGAUAGUGUAGGGUACUGUAAAUAAUUUUUUUUGUACUGUAGACAAAGACGUCGUUAAGGGAGAAGAGAGGGGAAGAGAGGGUGAACGGGGAUGAUUCCACUGAAAUGUAUUGUAUAACGCAACAUUUUUGUUACUUUAGGGUACUGUAAAUAAAAUUGUUUUCUACUGUAAACAGAGACGUCGUUAGGGGGAAUAGAGAAGGACAUGGAAGGUAAAUAAGAGUGGAUUUACUGUAGUUGGCUGUAUAUAAGCUUUUUGUUACUGUAACAUCCUUUAACCGUAGAUUUCCAAAAACUUUUAACUUUUGUCAUAAUGAUGUUACAGUACCCUUUAAUUCCAGAUAUGUCUGUACAGUCCGCCCAAGAUCACUUCGGGUGUAUUUAUUUAUUUGAAAGCACUUUUGAUCCUCGACCAUUGCCAUAUUAUAAUAACGUCGGCGACCAUAUUGUUGCCACAAUUGUGUGAUAAGCAUCAUUCCAAGGAGCAUCUCUUUUAUCAGUAGGUUUUGGUGUCAUUUAUUUUGCAUCAAAAUUGUAACGCGCCGUUUUUUUCGCAUCAAUUUAAAUAUGCGCCAUUCUUUUUGCAUCAGCUUCAAAAUUCUCCAUUUUGUGUACCAAUUAUAAAAUGCGCCAUUCUUUUUGCAUCAGUUUCAAAAUGUUCCGUUUUUUGUACCAACUAUAAAAUGCGUCAUUCUUUUUGCAUCAAACUUGUAUUGCGCCAUUCUUUUUGUAUCAAUUUAAAUAUGCACCAUUCUUUUUGCAUCAAUUUUAAAAUUAAAAAAUGCCAUUUUAGAUAUUGCAUGGUAGAACGUCGUUUCCUAAAAUACACAUUACCACGCCUAGAAAGCACGGUAAAUUUGCUACACGUGUGGACGAUAGCUUCAUUAUCAAUCCACCGCUAUUGGAAGAUCUCUCGACCGGUCGUUUCCCGGUUCAAAGACACCGCAUCUCGCGCUCGAACUGUGUUACUAAUAAUGUUUACUGUAAUCAUCGCUUUUCGAUUACCUAUCUUUUUUUUUGAAUUAGAAUUUAAAUUUAAACCAUUCCCAAGGAUUUUGAGGCGACCUGAGACUACUGAGGUAAGGAGUUUAUAUAAAAAGUAUAUUGUUGUAGGUUUAUCAAAGAAAGUGUUUCGCAACCUAUAUCAACUAAAAUAUAAAAGUUUCAGCUCCUAUCUCCAUACCGAGUAGUCUACCACACCUUCCUGGACCCAAUCCUAUCCAACUUUGUACCAUUCGUUUGGAUGUGUGUCUUCUCGAUAUUAACCUUGAUCGAGAUAGCCAAAAGUCGUCAGUUUGGCUACGCACAGUUCAAUCCCGAAAGCUUUGCCGUUUCCAAUGCGAUGGGAUUCAAACGCAACUCUUAUGGUAGUCGAUCGACCGGUCGGAAUUCGACUGACAUUGUCGCUAAACCAAAGGCGUCGCUGACCUUUACUCAGCCAUUAACGUAUCUUCGGAAGCGAGCCGACAGUAUACGACAGAAACAAGAGUUUCGGGCUACUGUAUCAAUCAUUGUGAUUAUUAUACUGUAUUUAUUGUUACAUUCACUACAAGUUUAUAAUGUGAUACGGAAAUGGCAGUUGAUUUUGAUGGAGGAGUGUCCUACGAGGUAAAAUACGAAAGCUGUGUUAAACAUAAAAAUUGGAAAAAUAUAAUUUUUACAGAUACUGUAGCUUAAAAAAUAGUACAGUACUUUUCAAAAACAGUUUUCAAUUUUUGGUAUUUACAGUACUGUAAUUGCUAGAUUACGUAGUACAGUAGCUUCUUAAAAGCACUUUACAUUCAUAUCCUACUGUAAAUUGCCAAGAGCAUAAUAUUGUAACACUUCAAAAAUAUCAUACUGUAACAAAAUAACCAUAAAAUUCCAGAACCGACUACAUCCAAUCUCACAUUUCCACCGUACUAUCAAUGUUGUCGGCGACAGUAAACGCGUUUGUGUUUAUUGCCUUCACCAACCGCCUUCGGCAUUAUGUUCAAAUGUUAAUUCGAAAAACCUCGCGAUCUUUCUCCAGUUCCAGUGAGCCUCCACUCUCACCCAGAACCACAAUCUCUACUGAUCCCAUGAUUGUUUAA